Messenger RNA from Sphaeramia orbicularis (orbiculate cardinalfish), 2174 nucleotides. RefSeq names its product zinc finger and BTB domain-containing protein 26-like. The transcript has 3 exons. Bases 376 to 1788 code for a protein of 470 amino acids. Lineage: Eukaryota; Metazoa; Chordata; Actinopteri; Kurtiformes; Apogonidae. Gene Ontology annotation, biological process: regulation of transcription by RNA polymerase II. The record is from RefSeq and is a predicted model, not a curated record. Gene Ontology annotation, cellular component: nucleus. Gene Ontology annotation, molecular function: DNA-binding transcription factor activity, RNA polymerase II-specific; protein binding; RNA polymerase II cis-regulatory region sequence-specific DNA binding.
UUAUGCAGAAUCGCAGUAUUUUGAUUAUUGAUUAUUACUUCCAGCACCUGGUUAUUUGUUUCCAUUGCAAGAACCUUGGUGAAGUAAAGGGAGUGAAAGGGUUAAAUACGUUAAUCCAUGUGCUCCCACGCACGCGACAGUCAUCUGAAGAUCCCCAGCUCAGCAGGACGCAGUGGGAGUGGGUUUGACCAUCACACCGUAUAAAGAUGCGUCCUUUUGCAUGUGUACACCGCCAGCGUCAUUGUUCAACUGGCAGGCGUCAAACAGAGAGCCGCUGUCGUGUCUCAUGGUAGUGGUUUACAGUGGAGUACCGCUGCGGUUCUCACCUCUGGAUCCACCAUCAGGACACGAGCCUGCAGUGGAAGACACUCCAUCAUGUCGGGCCAGUCGGACACUCUUCAGUUCCGUUUCCCAACCCUUGGUGACUCCAUCCUCAGUAAAAUGAAUGCUCUGAGGGAGGACCAUCGCUUCUGUGAUGUGACCCUCCUGCUUGGUGGUCCCCAGGGGGCCUAUGUACGGCCUCUCCAUUUUCAUGGUCACAAAGUGGUUCUGGCGGCGUCCUCUGACUUCCUGCGUGACCAGUUCUUGCUUCAUGAAGGUCGGGCCGAGCUGAGUGUCGGGGUAGUUUCCAAUGUGGAGAUUGGGAAAAGAUUGCUCCUGUCCUGCUACACUGGACUCCUAGAGGUCCCUCUAAGAGAACUGGUAAACUACCUCACUGCCGCCAGUGCGCUCCAGAUGGCUCAGGUGGUGGAAAAGUGUGCUCAGGCCCUCUCCCGAUACCUUCGUCCUACAUUGGCUUUCUUGAAACUCGACAGCCACUCAGAGGAAGAGGAUAUCCAGACGCCAGACGGCGGUUGGCCACACACCAAUAUUAUAAAACAAGAGGAAAGGGAUGCAGACCAGCCCAGCACAGCAUGGGUCCAGGCAGCAAGUACUGGGAAAAGGGAAGUGGUUGUGAAUAAAUCCAUGUUAGGGGUCAAGGUGGAUAGUGAGGGACCAUGGGAAUUUGGAGAAGAAAGGAAAGUGUUUAAAGCUGAGAUUCAGACAUCUGAGGACACAGCAUGUUGUCUUAAGACCUUGGACACAGAGAAGGUUAAAGGCUUCCAGCCUGCAAGCAAUCUCUCCUAUAAAGUCCAUCAUAUUACAGGUGCUCUGAAAUGUAAGCUGCAUCCUACUACAGCCCUCACACACCUUAUAUCUUCUACAACCAGAGAAAGUCCUGCAUCGGCCGAUGGGCUGGUGGAUAGUUCACAGGAUCAAGAUGAGGAUGAAGAACAAGAACAAGGAGGAGAAGAGCAACAAAUGAUGGCAACACCUCUGUCAGAGUCAGACGACUCCCUUAGUUUCUCUAGAUCACAUAUGUUGAAGAGUCGCACUGAUGGACAUGCAGCUGCAGUGGAAGCAGAUAACCCUUUGGUACAGAGGCCAUACCUGUGCAGACGCUGUGACAGAGUCUUCCAGCAUCUGGAGAACUAUGUUGGACACCUGAAGGAGCACAAGCAGUACCUGUGUUUAGUUUGUGGAAAAAGCUUCUCCCAGAGGAGCAACCUGACACGACAUAUACGCGUCCACACUGGUGUCAAGCCUUUCAGAUGUCCACUGUGCCAUAAGACAUUUUCCCAGAAGGCAACGCUGCAAGAUCACCUCAAUCUGCACACAGGGGACAAGCCACAUAAAUGUAACUACUGUGCUGUACACUUUGCACACAAACCAGGCCUUAGGCGCCACCUGAAGGACAUUCAUGGUAAGAGUACUCUGGAAAAUGUGCUUGAGGAAGCUGCAGAUUGAAGCUGACAAAGCAGUUUUUGCAUAAAUGUUAGUCAGUAAAAAAAGUCGUUAUGGUUCUUUAAUUUUUACAGCUUGACAGACAGGAAGUGCAGAAAUGUAUUACUUUAAGUCAAAUUGUGAUAGCAUUCACUGAUGCGACUCUGAUUUAACAAAAUCCCAAAGCACAUAUGAGUUCAUUACAGCUACACAGUGUCUCCUGUCAUACAGAUUAAGAGACACUGUUGCAUUUUCACUGUUCCAUCUGGCUGAUGGAAAUUAGAGUCCGACCUUCUGCAGAGUACAGACAAUAAAAUAUCAAAAACAUAGUGUUGGUUGAAUUUACCUGUAAUUACUGCAGCAAAUGUAGAGCAUACCUGAUAAAGAAAAUAAAAAGCAUUUACAACUGA